CUAUGCCGGCAGCCCCUGCUCCGGCCGCUGGCCGGUGGGGUUGCGGCCGCAGCAGCGAGGAGAGGGCGGGGCCAGGGGCUGGGCUUCCCGGGGGAGGGCCCGGCGCGCACCGGGAGGCGGCGGCCCCGGCCCGGGAGCGGCAGGACUUGGGCCGGAGCGUGGCCGGACCCCCACCCGCCGAGGCGCCCAGGGAGGACGCGCUCCAAGGCAGAAUCACAGUGGCAGCUUUGAGAGUUGGACACCCAGGUCCCUGAAGUGAGCUCUAGGCCCCAGGUACAUGGAGUGAGGUGGUGGCGAGGGCAAACCAGGGCGAGAGGAGGACCUUUGAAACUACCAUCUUUGCCCCCACCCUGGGCCCUCCUGGGGACUUCCAGACCCCAGCCUGCUAAGUCAUGGCUCUUAACAGUUCCUUGGGUAGUGGGGAUGGCAGUGGGGGGCAAAAGCCAGGGAUAGGAGAGGGUCUUUUCCUAUCCCCAAAAGUGUGCGUCUGGCUUCCCUGCUUACCCCUCUGCCCUCUACAGCUCUAAUCCGCCACCAUUCCGUGCUGCGGGGACACCAUGGCUCCAGAGGAAGAUGCUGGAGGGGAGGCCCUAGAGGGCAGUUUCUGGGAGGCUGGCAACUACAGGCGGACGGUGCAGCGGGUGGAGGAUGGGCAUCGGCUGUGUGGAGACCUGGUCAGCUGCUUCCAGGAGCGCGCCCGCAUUGAGAAGGCCUAUGCCCAGCAGCUGGCCGAAUGGGCCCGCAAGUGGAGGGGCUCCGUGGAGAAGGGCCCUCAGUAUGGCACACUGGAGAAGGCCUGGCAUGCCUUCUUCACUGCGGCCGAGCGGCUGAGCGCCCUGCACCUGGAGGUGCGGGAGAAGCUGCAGGGCCAGGACAGCGAGCGGGUGCGCGCCUGGCAGCGGGGGGCCUUCCACCGGCCUGUGCUGGGUGGCUUCCGCGAGAGCCGGGCUGCCGAGGACGGCUUCCGCAAGGCCCAGAAGCCCUGGCUAAAGAGGCUGAAGGAGGUCGAGGCUUCCAAGAAGAGCUACCACGCGGCCCGGAAGGAGGAGAAGACAGCCCAGACUCGGGAGAGCCACGCGAAGGCGGACAGCGCUGUCUCCCAGGAGCAGCUGCGGAAGCUGCAGGAGCGGGUGGAACGCUGCUCCAAGGAGUCCGAGAAGAUGAAAACCCAGUACGAGCAGACACUGGCGGAGCUGCAUCGUUACACCCCACGCUACAUGGAGGACAUGGAGCAGGCCUUCGAGACCUGCCAGGCUGCCGAGCGCCAGCGGCUUCUCUUCUUCAAGGAUAUGCUGCUCACCUUACACCAGCACCUCGACCUCUCCAGCAGCGAGAGGUUCCACGAACUCCACCGAGACCUGCAUCAGGGCAUCGAGGCAGCCAGCGACAGGGAGGAUCUGCGGUGGUGGCGCAGCACCCACGGGCCGGGCAUGGCCAUGAACUGGCCCCAGUUUGAGGAGUGGUCCUGGGACACACAGAGGACAAUCAGCCGGAAGGAGAAGGGUGGCCGGAGCCCUGACGAGGUUACUCUGACCAGCAUCGUACCCACAAGAGAUGGUGCUGCAUCCCCACCCCAGUGCCUGGGGUCCCCAGGCGGCGGGCAGGAUGAGGAGUGGUCAGAUGAGGAGAACCCCCGGAAGGUUGCUACUGGGGUCCGGGUGCGGGCACUCUAUGACUACGCGGGCCAGGAAGCUGAUGAGCUGAGCUUCCGAGCAGGGGAGGAGCUGCUGAAGAUGAGCGAGGAGGAUGAGCAGGGCUGGUGUCAGGGCCAGCUGCAGAGUGGCAGGAUUGGCCUGUACCCGGCCAACUAUGUGGAGUGUGUGGGGGCCUGACCUGCCCUGGCAGCCCUUCUGCAACGUUUCUCCACCCUGGGUCAGAGCCCAGCUUGUCUGGACAGCGGGACCUGAGGGCCUUGAACCAUCCUGCCCCUGCUGCCCCUCUGUCCCUUGAGGAGGGAGGAAGUCCUGGGACCCAGGGAACGGGAGGGGCCUGUGUCUAAGAAGGGACUGGUAGGGAAUGGCCAACUGAGUCUAGGCUGAGGGGAAGAUGGGGAGGUCAGGAGGUGACAGAAGGGCCCAGGGGUGCCUGGGUCUCCCCAAGAGUCCUCCAGUCUCCCCAGGAGCUGUGGAUGCAGUUCCUGAUCUCUGUGUUUUGGGGUUCCUGGGGUUGGCCUGGGGUGAGUGUAGUUCUGGGCUAGCAGCACUCUUUUGUGGCUUGUUCUAGUGUGUAUUAAACUUGGAAGAAAAAACAAAA
Messenger RNA from Orcinus orca (killer whale), 2253 nucleotides. It is a transcript of the gene PACSIN3, whose product is annotated as protein kinase C and casein kinase substrate in neurons 3. Bases 558 to 1832 code for a protein of 424 amino acids. The transcript is spliced from 10 exons. Gene Ontology annotation, cellular component: plasma membrane; cytoplasm; endosome. Gene Ontology annotation, molecular function: phospholipid binding; protein binding. Gene Ontology annotation, biological process: plasma membrane tubulation; regulation of endocytosis; cytoskeleton organization. NCBI's taxonomy places the organism in Eukaryota, Metazoa, Chordata, Mammalia, Artiodactyla, Delphinidae. The record is from RefSeq and is a predicted model, not a curated record.